Messenger RNA from Acanthosepion pharaonis, 720 nucleotides. Lineage: Eukaryota; Metazoa; Mollusca; Cephalopoda; Sepiida; Sepiidae. The record is from the annotation of a GenBank genome assembly.
AUGCCGUAUCUCCCCGACCCCAGUUUAUACCGAACCGUGGUGGCUGGAGAGGAAACUACUUCCCCGUUCCUUCGUCUGUCACGUGAACCUCUCUCCUAUAAAAUGUUCCGCUCCAUAAAACAUGGAACUUACGAUUGCUGUGUCCACUUGCCGACCACUUCUCGAUUCGUCCCUUUUUCUUUUUCUUACAAAAUCUUUUCUUUCUUUCUUUAUUUAAAUCACAAUUUGUUUCUUUCUUUGUUUCUUUCUUUGUUUCUUUCUUCCUUCCUUCUUUCUUUCUUUCUUUUCGUCCGUCAGUUCUUCCUUUCUUUUUCCUUUCGUCUUUCAUUCUUCCCUUCUUUCUUUCUUUCUUUCUUUUCGUUCGUCCGUUGUUCCUUUCUUUCUUCUUUUUCCUUUCUUCUUUCUUUAUUCCCCUCUUCUUUUUGUUUGUUUGUUUGUUUGUUUGUUUGUUUCAUUCUUUCUUUCUUUCUUUCUUACGUAAUUUGCGCAAUGUUUGUUUCUUUUUCUUUCACAAUCUGUUUUCAUUCAUUCUUUCUUUCCUUCUUUCUUUCUUUUUCUUUCUUUUUUUGCACCUCUUCAAUUACCUCAUUCAGAAUUUACCCAACCUCGCCACCAUCCACCAAAUCAUCCCACACCGACCCAAACAAAUCCAACUCUCUCAUACACAGCCGAAUCCUCUCGACGCACGCUUUUAAAAACCUCUCCUUUUCAUGCUUCUAA